CAUCAUCAUCAUCAUCAUCAUCAUCAUCAUCAUCAUCAUCAUCAUCAUCAUGAUCAUCAUGAUCAUCAUGAUCAUCAUGAUCAUCAUUAUUAUCAUUAUCAUUAUCUGAUAGGCUCGUUCCGUUCCUAUCUUUUCACUCAUAUUUUGGGUGUUAAUUGUCUAAUUUUUAUUUUAAUCGGGUGACUAUUGGGGGUUUUGAAUGAAAAUUUGUUAUUUUUCGGUCCCGGUGGCAUUCAUAUUCAGUGCAGUAUUUUUCUACACAAUUUGACAUAUUUUGGAGUAAUUUGAUUGUAAAAUUGCAUAUUAUUAGCGGGUGCAGUGAGUUGUGAUUUUACAGGCCGAGUUUGCGGUGAAUAUGUUUGGACCAGAUCAUUUGCGGGUUACUUUAGAAGUUAUUAAGUGAAGCCCAAAAAGGAAAAAAAAACUGCAGCACCGACUAGCAGCCCAAAAAGGAAAAGAGAUGAGCUGGGUUUUCUCCCUGAAAACCUCAGCCGCAGGAGCAACUUCCAUUCCAUUCAUUCUUCAUGUUCGUCACUUAGCCGCAGUAGCAUAGCUUUUCCAUUCUCAGUUCGUAGUCAGUCAGCCGCACCAGCAGUUUUUUUCAUCGUUCUUUCUGUUCGUAGACAAGUCCUGCUAUCCGUCAAUUAGCCGCAGCCGGCAGUAGUAACCAGAAGACCAAGCAGCCGCACUUUUUAUUUUCUGAUUCAUUUAGUAGCAAUUAGCCGCAGCAGUAAUCCAUAACCAAGGAACUUUGCUUUGCUUUCAUUUCAAGUAUUGUAAGUUUAGUUAUUUACAGCAUUAGUUCUUCAAUUUUGACUGAAUUUCGAAUUUCUUUGUUUCCAAUUAGCAAUUUCAGAAUUUCCCAUCAAAUACUCAUAAUUCACUCUUUAUUUCUAGCUUCUUAUCAUGUUUAUUAUGCUCAGUAAUAUUUUUGUGAUGUUAAAUUUAGUUAUGAGUAGCUAAUUCCAUUUAGGGUUUGAAUUGGGGCUAGGGUUCAUGGGUUCUUGAGGGUGUGAAUUUAGUUCUUUAAAAUUCAAUUAAUCUUCUGGAAAAUUUGUAUAAGAUUAAUCAUAAUUGUCUAUAUGAAUUUGAUCACCUCAUAUAUGAAUGUCUGGAUUUAAUUCAGUUCUUGUCUAUGAGAAAUUGAGUUAAAUUAGCUCGAAUCUUAUACAAGCAAUCUGAUCUUAGAAAUAAGUUAAGAUUGUGAUAAUUUGAUUUAAUUCUUGUCUAUGAGAAUUUAUUUCAUUUUCUUUCCAGGAAUAAUUGAAAAUUAAUUAACUUAAUUCUAAUCCCGAAAGAACACCCAGAACCCGAACCAUCCAAUUCGAACCCUGUUUUAAUAUCUAGAAUCAGUUUAAUUUUUUUUUUUUACUCUAUUUAUUUUUUUGCACUCGUUAUUAAUUAGUUUUAUUUUCAAACCACUCAAAAAAAAAAUUAUUUUGGAAAGAUUACCAUGACUUGUGCUAGCCUGUGAUCACGGACUGUAUUUAAAACUUCCUUUUUGCCACUCCUUGAGAGACGAUACUCGUGGUCAGGUUAUUCUACGGAUAAACCAACUACGUUUCACUCACUAAAAAAUUACACCGAUCAAAUGGCGCCGUUGCCGGGGAGUGGCACGGUUGUUUGUUAAGUACUUUUAUGUGGAAUAGGUAAAAGCAAGUCGGUGAGACUUUCUAUUUUUUUCCUGUUAUUUGUGUGUCGUUUUUUGUGUUCUUUGCACGUGAACUAAGCUGCAGGAACAAGUGUAUGCGCACUCGCUCCUCGGGGGAACAAUAUCUAAUUGCAGGUUAUUCUAAUCCUGAACACUUAUUCCGAGGAAGAGCUAAAAGGCGUUUGCUAGAGACUUGGAGAAAAUGGCCGAUCAGACAACUCUGGAGACGUUGACGCCUAACUAUGUGGCGAGAAAUAGCAUUGGUGCACCCACCAUUGAGGCCAACAAUUUUGAAAUCAAGCCAGCCAUGAUUCAGAUGCUUGCAAAUAAUCCAUUUUGUGGAUACACUCAUGAAGAUCCAAUGGAGCAUAUUGAGAGCUUUAUUCAGACUUGUGCUACAUUCAAAUACAAUGGGGUGUCCAGCGAAGCAGUCAGGUUGACUUUAUUUCCAUUCUCGUUGAAAGACAAAGCUUCACGGUGGCUCCGUAGCUUUCCAAACGGGCACUUUGAUACAUGGGAGAAGCUUCAUCAGGCAUUUAUGCAGGAGUAUUUUCCUCCCUCUGCCGCUAUCAAAGUUCAGACAGAAAUCCUUAAUUUCACUCAAGCUCCGACCGAAUCUUUCAGUGAAGCAUGGGAUAGACUGAAGACGCUGAAAAGGAAGUGCCCGGAAACAUUCAUGAAUGCUGCAACCAUUAUGUGCAGAUUUUAUAAUGGGCUUCGGUUGGAGUAUAUGAGAGAACUAGACCGGGCAGCUCAAGGGGGUAUGUUUCUAAAAUUAUCCCCACAGGCAGAAGAGCAGAUAAUUGAGAACUUGGCUUCAAAUGACAAGUAUUGGUAUGCGGGCAAAGAGAGAGUUCAAAAUCCACCCGGUUUGCUUAAUCUGGACCCCAUCACUGCACUCACCGCGAAGAUAGAAGGACUGGCAGUGGACGUGAAAGACUUGAAGGCACAGACCUCUCAGCAGCAAGUUCAUAAUAUUGGGGCAUAUCAGCCCUCUUAACCUAUGUAUUCUGCCCCACUUCCUGUUCGAGCAAGCUAUCCAAGCCCAACCGGCCAAGAACUCGCUUUAUCUUGCGAGAUGUGCAUGGGAGCUCACCUCACUCACACAUGUCUUCUUUAUGUUCAGAAUCAGGCAUCACCAGUGGUCCAGAAUGUCAAUUUCAUGGAAUAUGGUCAAGGCCAGAGAGGAGGUGGACAAUUUUUCAACAAUCAAGGUCAGAGAGGAAACUUUCAGCAAGCAGGAGGUUUAUGGAGGCCCGAAAAUCAGAACCAAGGGCAGCGGAAUGCCCCUAAUUUUCAAGGAAAUUUCCAGAUUAGAGGCCAUCCAAACCAGCCCGCUUAUAUCCCGCCUCAUCAAAGACAGCUUGAGCAGCCUCCUGUAAAUGCAGCGCUAGAGAAAACAGUGGCUGAAUUAGCCAAAAACCAAGCGGAGAUGCACCAGCGUUUUAGCAACCUUGAAGCUCUUAUCCGCCAGCUUGGCUCAAGUGUUUCAAGAGAACCGGGCAGCCUUCCGAGUUCAACAGAACCUAACCCAAGGGAGCAUGUGCAAGCUGUUACGCUACGAAGCGGGAGAACACUUCCAGAAGUUUCUACUCCGCCAAUGCCUCAACAAGAUGAUGACCAGCAGCUUCAAGGCCCAGAUUCCCAGGAGGUUGAAGAAGAACCAGUGGCUGCCCCUAUUCCAGCCAAGAGUGAAGAAGUCCAGAAUGAAGAAGCUCAGAAGAAAAAGGAGAGUAAGAAGACUCCACCACUCCCGUUCCCUACACGGGUGAAGAAGAGAAAUGAUAACACGAACUUGAUCAGAUUUAUGGAGCAUCUAAAACAGCUCCAUAUCAAUAUGCCAUUCAUGGAAGCAUUGACAGAGAUGCCGAGGUACGCGAAGUUUCUGAAGGACCUCCUCACGAAAAAGAGGAGGUGGGAAGAGCCAGAAGUGGUGGAUCUCAAUGCAGAAUGUUCAGCGGUCGUUCUGAGGACCAUGCCACCAAAACGAAAAGAUCCAGGGAGUUUUCUUGUACCUUGUUCUAUCGAAAAUUGUAUGUUUAAUAAUGCUUUAGCUGAUUUAGGAGCUAGCAUCAACCUGAUGCCUUCCUCUGUGGUCAUGAAACUUGGCUUGGGUGAACUUAAGCCCACUCGUAUGAGCCUCCAACUAGCGGACCGAUCGGUGAAAUACCCGAAAGGAAUUCUAGAGGAUGUAUUAGUACGAGUGGACAAGUUCAUAUUUCCUGUCGAUUUUGUGGUCAUGGACAUGGAGGAAGAUCGUGAGACUCCACUUAUUUUAGGGAGGCCCUUUCUGGCUACUGCUAGGGCCCUUGUUGAUGUUGCUGAUGGUACACUUUCUCUGAGAGUUGGGGACGAUGUGUGCACCUUUAAACUCUCAGAUGUGAUGAGUAAGGCCUCAGACCCCACUGAAUCAUGCAAUUAUCUUGAUAUGUUUGAGUCAGUGGAGGGGUAUUUGUUUGGAGGCGAUAGUGAUAUUAUCCCACCCGUUAGUGAGACUCAUUAUGUGGGGGAUAUAGUGGCUGAAAAUGAAGAAGACAUGACUGUUGAUUGCGAGUAGGUGAUUAGGGAUGAUGUUUUCCCUGGGUUGCUUACUGAGUUUAAGGAGCAGCCCGCUGAUAAGGUUACUCCUGAACUCAAACCACUCCCUAGUCACCUGGAGUAUGCAUUUUUGGACACAGAGGGCCAACGACCUGUUAUUAUUUCAGCCCAGUUAGAGUCGGGACAGAAGGAAAAAUUGUUGGAUGUCCUUAGGCGCCACGAGCAAGUCAUUGCCCGUAAGCUUGAGGAUCUUCGUGGGAUUAGCCCAACCUUCUGUACCCACAAAAUUAAGUGUGAGGAGGGGUAUAAACCAGUCGUGCAACCGCAACGACGCUUAAACCCCAAGAUGAUGGAUGUUGUAAAGGCUGAAGUCCUGAGGCUUCUGGAUGUGGGUAUAAUCUACCCAAUUUCAGAUAGCCAAUGGGUUAGCCCUACUCAUGUGGUCCCCAAGAAAGGGGGUAUGACAGUUGUUCAGAAUGAGAAGGGGGAACUCCUACCUAGUAGGACUGUGACCGGGUGGCGGAUGGUCAUUGAUUAUCGUAAACUGAAUGAGGCCACCCGGAAGGAUCACUUUCCCUUACCUUUUAUUGACCAGUUGAUUGAGAGUUUGGCGGGGCAUGCUUAUUAUUGUUUCCUUGACGGGAUGAGCGGGUACUUUCAAAUACACGUUGAUCCCGUUGAUCAGGAAAAGACCACUUUUACUUGCCCAUUUGGGACAUUUGCAUUUCGUAGGAUGUCUUUUGGUCUAUGCAAUGCCCCUGCCACAUUUAUGCGUUGUAUGAUUGCUAUUUUUGAGAAGUUUAUUGGUGAUUUUAUGGAGGUUUUUAUGGAUGACUUCUCUAUCUUUGGAGAGUCAUUUGAUGAAUGCCUCCAUAACCUGGAGAAAGUGUUGAUUAGGUGUGAGGAGACCCACUUGGCCUUAAGUUGGGAAAAGUGUCACUUCAUGGUCAAGGAGGGUAUUGUGCUAGGUCAUAAGGUGUCAUCUAAGGGGAUUGAGGUUGACAAAGCGAAAAUUGAGGCUAUUGAGAAACUCCCGCCUCCAAAGAACGUGAAGGCUGUCCGUAGCUUUCUCGGCCACGCUGGCUUCUACCGUCGUUUUAUUCGGGAUUUCUCAAAAAUAGCCAAACCUCUCACCCGUUUGCUUGAGAAAGAUGCUGAUUUUUUGUUUGAUGAUGAAUGUUUGCUUGCUUUUAAUUGUCUGAAACUUAAGUUGAUGGAAGCUCCAGUUUUAGUUGCUCCAGAUUGGGAAAUCCCCUUUGAGCUGAUGUGUGAUGCUAGCGAUCAGGUGGUCGGGGCCAUUCUUGGCCAACGGAAGGAUAAUCACUUCCGCCCCAUCUAUUACGCUAGCAAAACCUUAGCGGGACCCCAAUUGAAUUAUACCACUACAGAGAAGGAGCUUCUGGCUAUUGUGUAUGCUUUGGAGAAGUUUAGGUCGUAUAUUAUUUUGUCUGAAGUAAUUAUCUACACCGAUCAUUCGGCGUUGAGAUAUUUAUUUCAGAAGCACGACUCUAAACCUAGACUUCUCCGUUGGAUUUUGUUGUUGCAGGAAUUUCACAUAGAGAUUAGGGACCGGAAGGGUUCCGCCAAUCAGGCAGCUGAUCAUUUAUCACGAUUAGAUGCUGAUUUGGUAGACUCUUUUAGUAAUGAUGUUAUCGAAGAACUUUUUCCUGAUGAACGUCUUUUGCAGGUUGAGAUUGCUUCUGAGGUGCCCUGGUAUGCAGACAUAGCCAACUAUUUAGUAGGCAAUGUUGAGCCUACCGGGCUAUCUCGGCACAUGUUAAAAAAGUUUUUGUCUGAUGCUAAGUAUUAUUUCUGGGAUGACCCUUAUUUGUUCAGGAUUUGCGCUGACCAGGUAGUAAGAAGAUGUAUUCCUGAGAGUGAAAUGAGUGAGAUUUUGUACCAUUGUCAUGCUGGCCCUGCUGGGGGGCAUUUUUCUGGUAAUAGGACAGCAAGAAGAGUGCUAGAGUGUGGGUAUUAUUGGCCCACGUUGUUCAAGGAUGCGAAUUCUUAUGUUGCUUCAUGUGAUAGGUGUCAACGGGUAGGAAAUAUUUCUAAACGAGAUGAGAUGCCCCAGACAUAUCUAUUGCCUUGUGAAGUUUUUGAUGUCUGGGGGAUUGAUUUUGUAGGCCCGUUUCCUAGCUCAAGAGGCAAUAAAUUUAUUUUAGUCGCUAUUGAUUAUGUGUCAAAGUGGGUAGAGGCUAUUGCUAGCCCUACCAAUGAUGCUAGAGUUGUUGUGCGGUUUGUGAAAAAAUUGUUUUCCAGGUUUGGAGUCCCAAAAGUUUUGAUUAGUGACCGAGGAACCCAUUUUCGUAAUGAUCCGCUAGCUCGUGUUCUGUCUAAAUAUGGGGUUCAACAUCGGCAAGGAGUAGCCUACCAUCCCCAAACUCAGGGGCAAGUAGAGAAUGCGAAUCGGGAUCUUAAGGCUAUCCUAGAAAAAACUGUAGCGCAAACUCGUAAGGAUUGGUCAGAAAAAUUAGAUGAUGCGCUAUGGGCUUUUAGGACAACUUAUAAGACCCCGAUUGGUACUACUCCUUUCCGAUUAGUUUAUGGGAAAUCUUGUCAUUUACCCGUGGAGGUAGAGCAUAGGGCACUUUGGGCUUUAAAUACUGUUUGUCUUGAUUCAUCUAGUGCAGGUAAAGAGCGAUUCUUUCAGCUGAAUGAAUUGGAUGAGUGGAGGGCUCAGGCCUUUCAUAAUUCAUAUUUAUAUAAAGAGAGAGUGAAACAGGCUCAUGACAAGCACAUUAAGGCGGACCGCCAGUUUGUGGAAGGAGAGAAGGUGCUAUUGUUUAAUUCCAGGUUGAGACUUUUUCCCGGGAAGCUGAAGUCCCGAUGGACGGGACCAUACACUGUACGUCGAGUGUACCCUUACGGAAGUGUGGAAAUUGAGCAUAAUGACGGUCGGGUUGUCAAAGUCAACGGCAACCAACUCAAGCACUAUUUUGGGGGAAUCUUUGAAAAGCAGAAGGAGGUUUUAAGCCUUGAGCCCGUUUUUGACUGAGAUCUUAUCGUCAAGCUAGUGACGUUAAAGAAGCGCUUUUGGGAGGCAACCCAUCAUAAAAAACAAAAAAAAAAUAGAAUUAGGAGUUUUUUUUUUAUUUAUGCACUUUUUUUCAUUGUUUUUUGUUUUCAUCUCGGAGUUGUGCGGUUGGAUUUCUUUGCCUUGAAUUGCAGGUGUGGCAUGGGAGUUUAUGAUCUGAUUUUGGAAGAAUUGCAGCCCUAUGUAAAUGGGGUUACUCAGAGCUACACGUUGUAAUUUACUUCACAGCAGGUGAGAGAGUGAUAUUUGAACUGAGAUUCAACUUCAGACACUCGCAGGGACAACGGUUUGAGAGAUACGCGUGCUGGAGGAACAAGGUCUCUGGACAGAAACUUGGCAGCAGCGAGGAACAUUUCUGGGCAGAUUCUGGUGGACUCUGGACGGUGUGAGGUGCCGACUUUUGAGGCCAGAACAGCUGGUCCUUGACCUUUUUCUGUCAGCAUACAUCACAGUACAUGAGGGAGGAACCAGUUGGAUGCCACACACUCUUAUCAGGUUCAGUUGAAGGGAAGUAAUUGCAAUACACUUAUUGAGUUCGGUGACCGGAGUAGGUGCAGACAGAGUAGCCCCAGCAGCUCACUUUUGGACUACCAGCAAGCUUUGAAGAGUAUAUUCUGGGAAUGUCAUUCUACACAGCAGACAUGCAGCCAGAAUGCGAGCAAGCAGUCUACUGGGCAAUGAUCCAAAUUCACUCAGUAGUUGAGAGAUUGCGAGUAGCAUCACUUGGCAGGCUUGUGCGGGACUUUCCAGCAUUUAUGCAUCCAGAAGAGAGCCAUUUCAGCCCGAUGAUCAUGGUUCUAGGCAUACUACCUAGACUUCCCAUCACAAGCAAUCGAGGAGCUAUUUGAUGCAGAGAUUUGAAGUUAUUUCGGAGGGUAUUCACCGCCGCUUGUCCUGUACGGUAUUCUGCCAACUUUUACUACACUACUAAUAAUGUGUGCUUACUCUCAUAUUACUCCUCUUGUGUGAUUUGUGUCGAUUCUUAUUCUGAUUAUGAUGUGCUGCCGGGCUGAAAAUCAUUUUAUUCUUUAACUUGCCCCUGUUUUUUUUUUGUUUUAAAUCUUUUCUUUGACCUCGAGGGCGAUGUCAUCCUUAAGUGUGGGGAGAUUUGGUUGUAGUUUGAACAUGACAUUUGGAUGAAAUUAUUCUGCUCAACAACAUUUUGAGGUGCACAAGAUUUUUUCUAGUUUAGCAACGCAACAGAGGUAACUUGUUAAUCUUUAUUUUCUUUUGUAAACUUCCAUCUCCUCCAUCUUUCUUGGAAAGAAUUAGUAAUGGUGUAAUCAUUGGGGUGGUGUGUAUAUUCUUGGGAAUGUUGGCAUGUUGGAUGGUUUGAUUUGUGUUGAUUAAAUUCGGUUUUACUCGUGAUUCACUAGUUCGCAUUAAUAAUUCCUUGACUGGCCAGGUGUUGAAAAUCCUUACUCCAUAAGGAGCUCUGCUUGCUAAGCAUAUCGGGAUAACUUCAUGUCAAGCGGGUAACUGAUUCUUGUAAUGGGGUUACACUUCAUGUGUCGAGAAUUUCAUCCCUGAAAUGGGGCUCUGCUCAUCUCGCGAAUCACCCCGUGUGAGAGUUGAGUACACAGUAAUGAGAUAAACUCCCAGGCCCUAGAGCUUGAAUCAGUCCUGCAAUCCAGAACCUGGUCAACUUUACAUAUUCAAAAAAAAAAAUCACGAGUAUUCCGAGUUUUAUCACACAAUUCUUGGGUUUUUUUUGGAAAGAUUGGUGGUUUGGAUUUCACACACCUGCACCGUUGGGACCAUCAUGCUUUUCUUUACAUUUUAGUCAGUUGGAGAGGGAUUUUACUUUAGAAAAUAUUGUUUAACAUGUGAAUCUUGGCUUCAUUGUUAAGAAAGAAAAGACCUUGUGCAGUCAUUUGUUUUGGGUGUGGAUGAUUUUUGAACUAGGUGUUACAUGUGAUUACUUUGUUUUUCUUGGGUUUAAUGCACUGUUGCUUGGGGGCAAGCAACGCUCAAGUGUGGGGAGAUUUGAUAGGCUCGUUCCGUUCCUAUCUUUUCACUCAUAUUUUGGGUGUUAAUUGUCUAAUUUUUAUUUUAAUCGGGUGACUAUUGGGGGUUUUGAAUGAAAAUUUGUUAUUUUUCGGUCCCGGUGGCAUUCAUAUUCAGUGUAGUAUUUUUCUACACAAUUUGACAUAUUUUGGAGUAAUUUGAUUGUAAAAUUGCAUAUUAUUAGCGGGUGCAGUGAGUUGUGAUUUUACAGGCCGAGUUUGCGGUGAAUAUGUUUGGACCAGAUCAUUUGCGGGUUACUUUAGAAGUUAUUAAGUGAAGCCCAAAAAGGAAAAAAAAAACUGCAGCACCGACUAGCAGCCCAAAAAGGAAAAGAGAUGAGCUGGGUUUUCUCCCUGAAAACCUCAGCCGCAGGAGCAACUUCCAUUCCAUUCAUUCUUCAUGUUCGUCACUUAGCCGCAGUAGCAUAGCUUUUCCAUUCUCAGUUCGUAGUCAGUCAGCCGCACCAGCAGUUUUUUUCAUCGUUCUUUCUGUUCGUAGACAAGUCCUGCUAUCCGUCAAUUAGCCGCAGCCGGCAGUAGUAACCAGAAGACCAAGCAGCCGCACUUUUUAUUUUCUGAUUCAUUUAGUAGCAAUUAGCCGCAGCAGUAAUCCAUAACCAAGGAACUUUGCUUUGCUUUCAUUUCAAGUAUUGUAAGUUUAGUUAUUUACAGCAUUAGUUCUUCAAUUUUGACUGAAUUUCGAAUUUCUUUGUUUCCAAUUAGCAAUUUCAGAAUUUCCCAUCAAAUACUCAUAAUUCACUCUUUAUUUCUAGCUUCUUAUCAUGUUUAUUAUGCUCAGUAAUAUUUUUGUGAUGUUAAAUUUAGUUAUGAGUAGCUAAUUCCAUUUAGGGUUUGAAUUGGGGCUAGGGUUCAUGGGUUCUUGAGGGUGUGAAUUUAGUUCUUUAAAAUUCAAUUAAUCUUCUGGAAAAUUUGUAUAAGAUUAAUCAUAAUUGUCUAUAUGAAUUUGAUCACCUCAUAUAUGAAUGUCUGGAUUUAAUUCAGUUCUUGUCUAUGAGAAAUUGAGUUAAAUUAGCUCGAAUCUUAUACAAGCAAUCUGAUCUUAGAAAUAAGUUAAGAUUGUGAUAAUUUGAUUUAAUUCUUGUCUAUGAGAAUUUAUUUCAUUUUCUUUCCAGGAAUAAUUGAAAAUUAAUUAACUUAAUUCUAAUCCCGAAAGAACACCCAGAACCCGAACCAUCCAAUUCGAACCCUGUUUUAAUAUCUAGAAUCAGUUUAAUUUUUUUUUUUUACUCUAUUUAUUUUUUUGCACUCGUUAUUAAUUAGUUUUAUUUUCAAACCAC
Cuscuta epithymum is the source of this 10530-nucleotide messenger RNA. The record is from the annotation of a GenBank genome assembly. Lineage: Eukaryota; Viridiplantae; Streptophyta; Magnoliopsida; Solanales; Convolvulaceae.